Molecule: messenger RNA, 657 nt
Organism: Plasmodium relictum
Lineage: Eukaryota; Apicomplexa; Aconoidasida; Haemosporida; Plasmodiidae
Product: repressor of RNA polymerase III transcription MAF1, putative
Exons: 1
Coding region: 1-657 (218 amino acids)
Biological process (GO): negative regulation of transcription by RNA polymerase III
Cellular component (GO): nucleus
Molecular function (GO): RNA polymerase III core binding
Source: RefSeq, a predicted model, not a curated record
AUGAUAAAUUUAGAUAUUGAGAAUUUAAACGAUGUCAAUUUAAUUUUAGAAAGAUUAGAAGCACAUGAUAGAUUUAUUGAAGCUAAGAUAGAAUUAUUUGAAGAAAUAGACAAAAUAAAGAAUAAUAAUAAUACUAAUAGAAAAAAUAUAAAUAAAAAAAAAAUUCCUGAAAUAAUAAAUAAAAAGGAAAAAAAAAGUAUUUUAUCAAAUAUAAUUAAUAUAUUAAAUUAUGUUUUUCCUGAUUAUGAAUUUAAGUAUUUAAACAAUUCUAAUUAUAAAUAUAUAAAAAACAUUAACAGUGUAAUAGAUAAUAUUAAUUAUAAUUUAUUUUAUAUAAUUGAAAAUAUAUAUAGAGGGUUUAAUAAAAAAAUAUGGAAAAUAUUAAAAGAAUUAAUUGAUUUUAAAUAUUGUGAUGUUUAUACUUAUUUAAAUGACACUGAUAAUGAUCCUUAUGUUGAUAAAGAAAGUAUAUCAAGCUUUAAUUACUUUUUUUUUGCAAAAAAAAAUAAAAGAAUUUUAUUCAUAUCUUGUAUAACUAAACCAAAAUAUAAAAAUCAUAAUGAUGAAGAUUUUAACAAUAUUUACAUGGGAAUUCAAGAUGAACCUUCUAUAAAUGAGCAGAAUGAAUAUUAUGAUGAAGAUUCAUCAUUUUAUUAA